GAUUCAAAUAUAAAUGAAGUCUGGACAGAGAAGGUUAGAAGGAUGUUUAUUGAUUUAUUUAUGUAUUAAAAAAUAUGAACUUUCAGUUUAUGGUAUAUGCAUGGUUCCUAAACAAUUGUUUGUGCAUAAUUUAACUCAGUAUUUUAAUGUCACAUCAGACUGCUGAGUGUCCACUGUGUAAGAAAACAUUUGACAGUGAUGUUAUUGAGAUACACGCAGCCAACUGCGGAUUACGAACUGCAGAAUAUGAUAAUAACUUCAGUGACCCAAUAAAUACACUUCAAAGUUCUGGGGAGAUUUUGAAUUGGAUCAGCAGUAAAGUUGAUCAAACCAACACCUUUUCCAUCUGCGUUUCUCGGAAUGACAUCUACAACAGAGGAAUGCAGCAGUGGCAGCGCCAGAAGAAAUCGUCACCGAAAGGCAGAUUAAAGGUUACCUUUUUUGGCGAAGCAGGGGUCGACUCUGGUGCUCUUAGCAAGGAGUUCUUAACAGAAAUGAUUGCAGAGAUUGAAACAAGACUUUUUAUCGCUGGUGUAGAUAAAAAAGGGAAAAAUCCUGUCUAUUGUCUCAACAGCUUGGAUCGUAACUACUUCAGAAGUGCAGGAGAAAUUAUGGCUGUCAGUCUAGCACAAGGAGGACCACCGCCGGUUUUUUUGCGAGAGUGGUGUUUCCAAUAUCUUCACUCUGGAGAUUAUGACGGUAUACAGGUGACUACCAGUGAUGUCACAGAUUUGGAAUUCUCCCUGCUCAUUGAGAAGGUUAACUCAACAGAUGACAUGAGUGAGCUUACAGAUGAGAUUUUAAGCUGUGGAUACACUGGAAAAUUGUCUGCUGACAUGAAAAGCAACAUCAUCAGAGCCAUUGUUUUACACUCCACUAUGAGAGUUGUUCCAAUGCUUGAUCAGCUGCGAAAAGGCCUGCAGCUCUAUGAUCUCCAGAAAGUCAUGGAAAUGCAUCCAGACCUGUGUCUACCACUGUUUGUCCCAGGGGAAAAAGAUGACAAGGUGGAUGCAGGCUUCAUUCUGGAGAAUUGCCACCCUGUCUUUAGUGACAAAGGUUCUGUGAAAUACACCAAAGAAGUAAAUGUAAUGAACUUUUUCCAGGAUUUCCUACAGGAAGUUGAGGAUCGUGAAGGUGAAGCUGAACAAAUGACUGCUGGUAAAGUUAUGCAGUGGAUGACAGGCCAGAGACAUAAGCCUAUUCUUCCCAGUGACCAGAAGGAUUUUAACAUCACUGUGAAGUUCAAUCACGACUGUGACACAAAUCAUACUGUGUGUUUUCCUACUGUAAGCGCAUGUACUCGCACGAUUACGUUUCCUACAGCUCACCUGAAAACACUGAAUGAAUUUAAAAACAUAAUGGAAAUAGCUAUGAAAUAUGGGGAGUCAUUUGAUAAUGUUUAAAUG
This is a messenger RNA of Onychostoma macrolepis, 1406 nucleotides long. RefSeq lists its product as uncharacterized. Lineage: Eukaryota; Metazoa; Chordata; Actinopteri; Cypriniformes; Cyprinidae. Bases 147 to 1403 code for a protein of 418 amino acids. The transcript is spliced from 9 exons. Gene Ontology annotation, molecular function: ubiquitin-protein transferase activity. The record is from RefSeq and is a predicted model, not a curated record.